AUGGCCGACCAGACAUCUGCUCCCUGGAAAGAAUCUGAGUCUAAGAGCGGACAGAAGUAUCAGGUUUCUGCCUCUCACUACGAUAUCACCGACCAGGGUGGCGACGCCCCUGCUGCCAACGGUCCCCCUUUCAAUGUCCAGGUUGAUUGGAGACUUAACACCGAGGGCUCACCCUCUCCCGAGAUCCGAAACAAGACGGGCAUUACCUACUACAAGCUCGAGGAGGCUCCCUGGUACUCGGUCAAGAAGUACCGCCUGACUAUAUCCACCACUGACUCCUACAACUAUACCUUCUUCGACAACGAGCCGGAUCAAUAUGGCCUGAAUGUCUUCCGAACCAAUGGCCUGCACUAUGUCGAGUAUAACUCCAAGGACCCCAGAAUCACCAGCAUUACCGGCAAAUAA
Colletotrichum paranaense is the source of this 405-nucleotide messenger RNA. RefSeq lists its product as uncharacterized. The record is from RefSeq and is a predicted model, not a curated record. Lineage: Eukaryota; Fungi; Ascomycota; Sordariomycetes; Glomerellales; Glomerellaceae. The transcript has a single exon. The coding region runs from base 1 to 405 and encodes 134 amino acids.